Stomoxys calcitrans (stable fly) is the source of this 1848-nucleotide messenger RNA. It is a transcript of the gene TTLL15, whose product is annotated as probable tubulin polyglutamylase ttll-15. The transcript is spliced from 4 exons. Bases 238 to 1779 code for a protein of 513 amino acids. The record is from RefSeq and is a predicted model, not a curated record. NCBI's taxonomy places the organism in Eukaryota, Metazoa, Arthropoda, Insecta, Diptera, Muscidae. Gene Ontology annotation, biological process: protein modification process.
UAGAGCUCGUUGGAUUUCGAAAUAAUUUUCUAUGCAUUUUCGCUGCGAAUGAAGUCAAUACUAGGCUUAUACUAAAAUAAAACAGGGCCUAAAUUGUAUGACCCGAUUGUUUGCGCAUGUCGCAAGUUUUGUAAAUGAUGCGCACGCGACUCGAAUCAUUUUAAAUAAAUUAGCUUUGGAGCAUUUUGUUUCUAUACGUAGACUUUAGCUAGGUUUUUUAUUUUAAGUAGAGUGGAUAUGUUACAAAAACAGGAAUCAUCCAGGCAUUCGGAAAAUGAAGACGGUCGAAAUAAGAUUGUUAUACCCUUAAAAUCAAUUCUUCUGUUUUUGGUAUCUUCUGUAGUCACCUCUAUCGUUGUUGAUUUUGUACCACAAACGAAUGAUUUUAACUGGAGAUGUAGAAGUAUACCAACAAGUGAAAUAGUGAAUAAUUCAAUAAUGAAUGCCGAAAAAACCUACGCAAUCUAUAGUAGGAGCGCAAACGAAGAUCACUUAAGACAUGUUUUUGAUAUCUUUGAGAAAUUCGGAUACCGCAGAGUGAGCAUUGAAGAAAAGUGGGAUGUUUUGUGGUGUCACGAUUACCCAUUUAUAAAAAUGCAACAACGUAUGAAAAAUUUAUCGAAACAACAAAUUGUAAAUCAUUUUCCUGGCUGUGGUUAUCUGACUAAUAAAGUCGAUUUAUCAACGACCAGGCUUCCUUUUCUACCUCCCGCUUUUCGUUUGCCGUUGCAAAGAAAUGAGUUUCUCAAAUACACCCAACAAAAUCCACUAGCUACAUUCGUGGAAAAACAUAAUGAGCACAGGAAUAUUAUAAUAAAAUCCCCAGAUCAAAUCAAUUUGAAUUCUAAUAACACGUUCGUUCAGGAAUUUGUGCAAACUCCGUUCCUAGUUGAUGGGUACAAGUUUGAUAUUGGAGUUUAUGUUGUGAUUACUUCUGUUAACCCUCUAAGAAUUUACAUCUACAGUGGCGAUGUUCUACUUCGUUUUUGUCCCGUAAAGUAUUAUCCUUUUAAUGCUUCGAACAUAGACAAAUACGUAGUAGGGGAUGAUUAUUUACCCACAUGGAAACUUCCAUCUCUUAAAAAAUACUAUAAAUACCUGGGCGGUGGCAUGCGCGACUCUUUUGAUGCAUAUGUUAGCGAGCAAAAUUUGGAUCCAUCGAUAAUUUGGGCCCAAGUUGAAGACUAUAUUCGAAUCACGAUUUUAGCAAAGGAGAAGGACAUUGUAAAUAUUUUACAAUCUUACAAAAUACAAAAUUUUUUCGAUUUAAUUCGAUUUGAUUUUAUUGUCGAUGAAAAAUUAAAAGUUUACUUAAUGGAAGCUAACAUGUCACCCAACCUCUCAUCAGCUCACUUCAAGCAAAAUUCCUUAUUAUAUGAGCAGAUUCUUUACAGUGUCUUCAAUUUGGUUGGAAUCGGAUCACCUUUAAAGUCUACGCCUUUGUUAAGAUUGGAACCCGGCGAUGAAAUUAUAUCUACCGAAAAAAAUUUAGCGACAAAUUUGAACAUAUGUGCCCUACAUGGCUGCGAUACCUCAUGCAACAGAUCGGAAUGUGAUUUGUGUUUACCAUGUCUUAGUGGAAGUCAUUAUGAGGUUUUAACCAAAGCAUACCGUGAGCACUUACAUAAAGUCAACAUGAAACGUAUAUUUCCCCGGCCAGUGUCCAACAUACGCAGCUUCAAUAUAAGCGCAGAGGUGGAGUCAAUGACAAAACGAAAUUCAUGGAUGACAAGAUGGUUUUAUUACAAAUGUUUAUACGACUCUUUUUGGUGCCAUUAAUUAACUAUAACUUAUUAAGGUCUUAUUACCUAUGCAUCCAUAAUUAAUUAAAUUAUUUAUAUACGAAAA